AUGCGAUUCAUAGAAAUCAUUUUAUGCUGCUGUUUUGUAUUUACUGGGCACUUUUCAAAUGGAAGCCGCAUUAUGAUGCUUCAGAAAUUAAAACGUGGCUCAUCAAUCAUACGAUGGAAUUAAUUAACAAAGGUUUCACGGAUAAUUUAAAUCCAGUGAUAAUAACAUCUGAUUUAGUUGAUGACCAAGUUGUAAGUGGAAAUUUCGAUAAUGCAAAUCCGCUGAUUAUAGUGAAUGGUAAUUUCAAACGUAAGCAAAUUGAAGGGUACCAUCCUGGCUAUCCUACGUACGUCAUCAGGUUUGAAUCCAUGGAGAAGCUGAUUUCACUCAUUUUUGAGUUCGUGGGCUCAACAAUUUGGAGUAUAAAGUCACCAAUUUUCAUUCUGGACAUUUCUGAAAAGUUUCAUGUUACGAUACCUUAUUCAGCUCUUGGAUUUCUUGCAAGCUUCGAUAUAUUGGUAUCAUAUUACUUGCGUUAUGAUAAGGAUCAAGAUUCAACUAUACUCUACACUCUGAACCCUUACACACAAUUCGCUCCGUUACCUUGGAAUCAAGUUAGAACUUCAAAUGGCAAUAGUACAACAAAGCUGACACUAUACAGCAUGCGGUAUCCGAAAGAUUUGAAGAAGAAUUAUCAAAAUAUUCAUUUUGAUAAAACGCAGUACUUGGACGGUCAUAAAAUAGAAUUGUUGGCACUUCGUGAUUUAAGAAAUUCAACCAAACAGCAUAAACAGAAAAUAAUUAAUAAGUACAUAAAACAUAUUGAAGAAAUGCAAGAUACCACAUUACAUUCUUUGUCUGAUUAUGCAAACGUAAAAACGUCACUUCAUGUCAUCGAUAACUAUUUCACUACCAAAAUGAUGAAAUCAGGUUUUGAUAAAAAUCUUCUCAGUCGUCAGUAUGAUGCAUUAAACCAAGAGAGUCAACUAGCGGAUACUAAUUAUAAAUUAAUUGAUUUUGUAACGCAAUUCCAAGAAAGAUCCUUUUCAAUAUUAACGAAAAAAACUGAUUAUCUGGUGGUAAUCAGGAAAGUUAACAUAAAUCUGAAUUUGAUCUGUAUCACAAUCUUUGUGUUGUUUCUCCUUCUACUGAUCGUAAUAAUGAAUAAUAAAUUUCACGUUAGCCAAGGUAUUAUGGAUAUUGUGAGCAUGUCACUGGGAAUGGGGAUAAUGUCUCCAAUCAAUCGUCUCUCGAUGAAGAUCACUUAUUUCUUUGGAUUUUUAUUCAUUUUUGUAGUGAUGCCCGAAUUCCAAGGUGAGAUCUCAGCAAUUCUAUCACAACCAGCCCGACGUAAUAUCGAAACUUUAAAGGACUUAUUCGACAACAAGUACCAUGUAUUUUAUAAUCCGUUAUUGAUGAAUGACAUGAUGAAUGAAAAAUUGUGGGUGACUGAAGAGGAUCAGAAAUACUUGCAUCCAUCAACUUAUCGUGAUUUGGACAAAUGUGUAAUCGAAGCCCAACAAAAUUCAACUAUCGCUUGUAUAGGCAUUACUCAAAUUCUACUUAAAGACGCUUUAAUACUGAAGAAUCUUCAUGUGUCAAAGGAAAGUCUCUUCAAAAAUUAUUACGUCUUUUGGACUAAGAAGAACUGGGCUCUGAAAGGCAAAGUUGACAAAGCUCGUUCACUACCGGUGGAAAUAGGAUUAAUCAAUCAUUACAAUAAGGAGAUAGAUCUACGGAACAAGAUUAAGAAGAUGGAGAAAAUCAAAGAAGCUGAAAACUAUGAACGUAUUGACUUUGAAAACUUGGUGUUUCAUUUCAUUAUGUUUGCGGCAACUUUGCUAUGGAGUUUGGUCAUCUUUGGAAUUGAACUCUUUGUUGAUCACAUUCACUCAAAAUAUAAAAAACAGGAAAAGGAGCGACGACAGUUCAUAGAGAGAUUAAGAAGACAACCACGAAUUACUUUAUUUUCUCCGAGUCGGGUUGUUCCGUCAUGCAGCAACGCAUAA
Messenger RNA from Cotesia congregata, 1949 nucleotides. The record is from the annotation of a GenBank genome assembly. Lineage: Eukaryota; Metazoa; Arthropoda; Insecta; Hymenoptera; Braconidae.